Messenger RNA from Eriocheir sinensis (Chinese mitten crab), 531 nucleotides. Its product is annotated as histone H2A-like. The record is from RefSeq and is a predicted model, not a curated record. NCBI's taxonomy places the organism in Eukaryota, Metazoa, Arthropoda, Malacostraca, Decapoda, Varunidae. The coding region runs from base 72 to 443 and encodes 123 amino acids. Gene Ontology annotation, molecular function: structural constituent of chromatin; DNA binding; protein heterodimerization activity. Gene Ontology annotation, cellular component: nucleosome. The transcript has a single exon.
CGAAAGCAGGUAUUCGCUCUCCGAGCCCACAGCACAAGCGCAAGUCCACGCCCCCACCACUCACUGUCGACAUGUCUGGACGCGGCAAGGGAGGAAAGGUGAAGGGGAAGUCAAAGUCCCGCUCCAGCCGUGCCGGCCUGCAGUUCCCCGUGGGCAGGAUCCACCGUCUCCUGAGGAAGGGCACCUACGCCGAGCGCGUGGGCGCCGGCGCCCCCGUGUACCUGGCGGCCGUCAUGGAGUACCUGGCCGCCGAGGUGCUCGAGCUGGCCGGCAACGCGGCCCGCGACAACAAGAAGACCCGCAUCAUCCCCCGCCACCUGCAGCUGGCCAUCCGCAACGACGAGGAGCUGAACAAGCUCCUCUCCGGCGUCACCAUUGCCCAGGGAGGUGUGCUGCCUAACAUCCAGGCGGUGCUCCUGCCCAAGAAGACCGAGAAGAAGUAAUCGCCCUCGGCCUUUCAGGGACGACAACAGUACCGUUUAAUCCGGCUCCCCUUGGGAGCCACACCCUUUUCCAAAAAGAGACUUCUGG